UUUAAGUCUCCCCACUUCUACAGCAAUGCCAUUCCUCCUACUGUGUUCUAACAGCUUGCUCUGGGGGCUGCCACAGCACACUGAAUUGCAUCACAUCAAUAAUAGGAAUCCAAUGAAGACAUUUUUCCAUGCUGUCUGGUGGGUGCUGUUGGGAAUAACCAUACUUACCUCCCCAGCACAUAGCUUUGUUCUUAAAAUCGGACUGCUUGGACCCUGGAACUGUGAUCCCUUCUUUUCCAAAGCCUUCCCCCAUGCUGCUGCCAGGUUAGCAGUGGAACGAAUAAGCAAAGACCCUUCAAUAGAUCUUGGCCAGAGGCUGGAUUACGUGGUCCUGCAAGAAGAGUGUGAGACAUCAAGAGCCUUGGUUAGAUUCAUUGACUUUGGAAAGACUUCCUCAGUUUUCAUAGGCCCUUUGAACCCUGGUUUCUGCGAGGAGGCUACAUAUUUAGUGGAAAACUGGAAUAAAGCCAUCUUCUCAUGGAUGUGCAUCAACUACAAACUGGAUUCUACCACCCACCACCCUGCAUUUGCCAGAACCCUGCCUUCUCCAACCCGAGUUUUGUUUACAAUAAUGAAAUAUUUUCAGUUGGCUCACGUUGGCAUCAUUGCUUCCAAUCAGGCAGUUUGGAUGGACACAUCCAACAAGUUAGCGAGCGCACUCAGGAACCAGGGGCUGCCUGUAGGCAUUGUUACAUCCAUGGGUAAGGGAGAAAAAGGCAUUGAAGACACUUGGAACAAGAUCAAAGAAGUUAGUGGCAUUAAAAUUAUCCUUCUGUGCAUGCAUUCUGUGCUCAUUGGAGGGGAGGAACAGGCUGCCUUACUCAAAAAAGCACAGGAAAUGGGACUAACGGAUGGAAGAUACAUCUUCAUUCCAUAUGACACUUUACUUUACAGCCUUCCUUACCCAAAUAACUCAUUCUAUGUCCUCGAAAAUGACAGAAAGCUCCAGGAAGCUUAUGAUGCUGUGCUGACCAUCACACUGGAGUCUGGAAACAGGACAUUUUAUGAUUCAUUCAGGGAAGCUAAAGAAAAUGGUGAAAUAGCCAGUGAGCUAGAAGAUACACAGGUUUCUCCACUCUUUGGGACAAUCUAUGAUGCCAUUUACUUCAUGGCACUGGCAAUAAAUGGUGCACGGAGGAAUGGAGCCUGGGUCUCAGGAUCUAAUAUAACAGAACAUACGAGAAACAUCAGUUUCCAUGGAUUUAGCCAUUGGGUAGAGACAGACAGCUGUGGGAGGUGGCUGUGCAAUUAUGUGGUACUGGACACUGAUGGUCAUGGGAGCCAGCUGUCCCCAACCCACUUGCUGGACAUGUCUUCAGAGUCUGUAAAACCCUUAGGCAAGAACAUUCACUUUCCAAGAGGAGCCCCACCCAAGAAAGACUGCAGCUGUUGGUUUGAUCCAGAUGUUCUCUGCUCUGGAGGAAUUGAGCCUACAAUCAUGAUUUUGGGUGCAAUGCUGGUAUUUGCCCUGGUGCUGUGUGCUGUGGGCCUGGCUUAUCUUAUCAGGCAUAGCAUCCUGAACAGCCAGUUAUUCAGAGGUCCUAACAAGAUCAUGUUGACACUGGAGGACCUCGUCUUUAUCAACCCAGAGAUGCAUAAAAAGAGACUAACGUUGGACAGUCUGACUGAUGCAAACAGUGUAACAGCUGAAAGCAGAAGCCAGAAAUCCACAAUCCGCUCUGGUUCCUUCAAAAGCAAUUCUGCCACCCAUGAAACCUCCAACGUGGCUUUGUAUGAGGGAGACUGGGUAUGGCUGAAAAAGUUUGAGACGGGAGCAAUUCACCAUCUGCGGCAAAGCUCUACCAGCAUCCUGAGGAAGAUGAAAGAUCUGCGUCAUGAAAAUGUGAAUCUGUUCCUGGGCUUUUUCUCUGACUGUGGCAUCUUUGCCAUAGUGACAGAGUACUGUUCCCGAGGAAGUCUGGAAGACUUGCUGAGAAAUGAAGAUAUGAAACUGGAUUGGAUGUUCAAGUCCUCCCUCAUGAUGGAUCUAAUUAAAGGAAUUAGGUAUCUGCACCACCGAGAUUUUGCCCACGGACGUCUGAAGUCUCGUAACUGUGUUGUGGAUGGACGGUUCGUGCUGAAGAUCACUGACUAUGGUUAUAAUGAGCUCUUAGAAGCCCAGAAAUGCCCUUAUGUUCAGCCUCCUCCAGAAGAGUUGCUCUGGACAGCCCCUGAGUUACUGAGGGACCCAGACAUGCGCAGAAAAGGCACGUUCAAAGGAGACAUUUACAGCUUUGCAAUUAUCCUACAAGAAGUUGUUGUUCGGGGCCCACCAUACUGCACUUCAGAACUCUCAGCUGAAGAAAUUAUAAAGAAGGUGAAGAAACCACCUCCCUUGUGCCGCCCAAACAUAGCCCCUGAGAUGGCCCCCCUCGUGUGCAUCCAGGUAAUGAAGCAAUGCUGGGUUGAAGCCCCUGAGCGUCGUCCCACUUUUGAGGAGGUAUUUCAUAAGUUCAAAACCAUCAACAAAGGCAAAAAGACCAAUAUAAUUGACUCAAUGCUCAGAAUGCUUGAACAGUAUUCAAGCAACUUGGAAGAUUUAAUCAGGGAGCGGACAGAAGAGCUAGAGAUUGAAAAACAGAAGACAGAAAAACUCUUAUCACAAAUGCUUCCUCCAUCAGUAGCAGAAGCCCUCAAGACUGGUGGCACUGUGGAGCCUGAGUAUUUUGACCAAGUCACCAUCUACUUCAGUGACAUUGUGGGCUUCACAACCAUUUCAGCCCUCAGUGAACCCAUUGAAGUAGUUGACCUCCUGAAUGACCUUUAUACUCUGUUUGAUGCUGUUAUUGGAAAUCAUGAUGUUUACAAGGUAGAGACCAUUGGAGAUGCCUACAUGGUUGCCUCAGGGCUUCCGAAACGGAAUGGAAACAAGCAUGCAGCUGAGAUAGCCAACAUGUCCUUGGACAUCCUCAGCUCCGUCGGCACCUUCAAGAUGAGACACAUGCCCGAGGUGCCCGUCCGCAUCCGCAUCGGCCUGCACUCGGGGCCCUGUGUGGCAGGUGUAGUUGGCCUGACGAUGCCGCGGUACUGCCUCUUUGGAGACACAGUGAACACAGCAUCACGAAUGGAGUCCACGGGUCUACCUUACAGAAUUCAUGUCAGCCAAAGUACGGUGGAUACACUUCGGUCUCUAAAUGAAGGCUAUGAAAUUGUUCCUAGGGGAAAAACAGAACUGAAGGGUAAAGGAGUAGAAGACACAUAUUGGCUGGUUGGGAAAAGAGGAUUUCUGAAGCCCUUACCUAAACCUCCUGAAAUUAAGCCAGGCCACAACUGGUCAGGCAUGUUGACCAGGAAACUUAAAUUUGUCCUGAGGAACACAAAGAGGACACUGACAAAAAAAGCCUUUAAAGAAAUGGGGAGCAUAAAGGAGGCUGAGAUAAGUAUUGAAGAGGAAGAAAUCUGAGAACAAUGAAGAACUAAUAAGACUGUGGUGGAUACACUGAAGUCAACCCCAGCAGAGAAGCCCACACCCUACAUUUAGUUUCCUUCCAGGUAAAGGAAGUAGAAUUGCUACGGCCUCAUAGCUCUUGCAGGUGGAUGAAUCCUGACCAUCAUUUUUGGUUGAACCUGGGCCCUGCUUCAUUGUGAUUUCACUUGUGUAAUUUUGGAAAGAGAGUAAUGGUGGUGGGUAGUAACCACUUCUUCAUCAGUAUUCCAGUCAGUCAGAAAAUGCAGAACAGGCUAAACACUUUGCAAUAAAUAGAUUUGUUGUUGUUGUAGGAAACUCAGGUUUCAUGAAGAUCAGUACAAUUCACAAGAAAGUGUUUUUUUCACAACAGCAAAAAGAGAUUCUAUACUCCCCCACAAAUGUAAAUUUUGAAUCAAAAUGUUUUGGUUGCUGUAUGUCAAUUUCAGCUGGAACGGUGUCUUGUAAACUGACAUUUCAGUGGCAAAUGCUGUUUUAAUGUUAUCUUCAAACUAAAAUGACAGUUUUGAAACUAAGCAGUUCGGUAUGAAUCAAUACUUGUUUCCAAAUGCCAAAAUGGGAUUCUGAUCAAAAUGUCAAAAUAUGUCAUCCUUGCAAUUCUAGAUCUAAACUGAACCCUCCCUUCUUUUUCCUGCUUUAUACACACACCUAUGUACUCCAUCUAAAACAUUUCAUGUUCAUCAUCCCAAAGGAGGAUGAAGAGAGAAUGUCAAGGUGUUGGAAAACUGAACUGCAGAGAAUGAUGUUUUGCUUCCCUUUAGCUGAGUGAUAACAAGGCAUGAAUUUUCUUAACUUUAAAGGUGAGGCUGAGAGAAGGAAAGUUCCAUCAUUUAAUCAAUAAAAAAAAAAGCCUGAAGCAUCACACUUUUUUUCCUCCUCAUUCUCUAAGUAGUUUCAAAGCCACUGGUGUUCAAAGUAAGCCAUCAGUGAGCAAAAGCAGCUUUUUUUGCCAAGGGCCAGCUCUUGGACUGUAGGUGCUGCCCACAGAGCACUCUUCAUCAGUGUCAAAUACUUUGGUUGUUGGCCACUUCUCUGUCCAUUUUUUUACUCUUUCUUUGGCUUCUAAGAAACUUCUGAGAAUUGUUAAUGUCGCCCCUUCCAGGCUGCAGAGAACUGCAAAUGGGGUAAUUUAAUCAGUAUUGCCACCAAAAGGUGCUCAGUGAAAACACCAAGACCUUCCUCAAGCCCCAAUUAAACUCUUUUCAACACAGAACCCGGAACUUCCACCAGUUAAAUGGUUUCUACCAGUUAAAUGAUAAAUAACAACCAAUAACUCUCUUAGAUUACUGAAGAAAAAUGUUCAUGAAAGGAAGCAAGUCAGACACAAAAGGCUAAGGAAGUUACUGUCAGAGCAGCUAAUUCACCAUGCUAAGUAUAAUACGUGCAUUAUCAAAGUCGUUCAUGUUUUAACUAUUAGUGAAAAUAGGAGGAAACUUUAUUCAUGCUCUUCAAAAUCCAGAUUUUACUCUGUGGCAUUGGUCAUUUUGGCUGUAACUGUUGGCUGUUUUGGAUGAAAGCUGGUAUUCCAGGUGGGAGAAGCUGGCAUUUGAAAGAUAGCUGUUAAGGGGCUGUUAUGUCACUUCAACUCAAAUUUUUAGAGUCAUAGAAUCAUAGAAUGGCCUGUGUUGAAAAGGACCACAAAGAUCAUCUAGUUCCAACCCCCUCCUAUGUUCAGGGUUGCCAACCAGCAGACUAGGCUGCCCAGAGCCAUAUCCAUCCUGGCCUUGAAUGCCUGCGGGGAUGGGGCAUUCAUCCUUGGGCAACGUGUUCCAGUGCGUCAUCACCCUCUAUGUGAAAGUUCAUCCAGGAAAAACAUUCUGUGGAAGAUGCAGGUUAAGCAGUUCUCUCUCAGUAUACCUCAAUACAUACUUCCAGGGAAGGAUGUCAUCUGGGUUGCUCAGUACAAAUUUGAGCUUGAAAUCAGCUUAUGUAUAUUUUCCGUAGUCUUCCCAUGUUAAAAACAUUCGUCAGAGCUGUUCUGUUGCAUAGCUUUGUGGCUUACAAUAACUUUCCUCUUGUCUAAAAACGCUUCUCAGAAAUUCAUGUUUUCUAUGGGAAUCUGAUGAUCUCCUCCACCUUUGCUUUUGACAUGGCAUUUCCUCUGAAGUAAGAGUUGGAUCAUUGGGUUUGCCUUGUGUAUGACUCGGUGUAUUCAAGGCUGGCCUCCAAAUGAAGGGAAACACUUACAGGAACAUAACGAAGUGGGUGGCAACCCUGCCCACAGCAGGGAUUUGGAACUAGGUAAUCUUUGAGAUCCCUUCCAACCCAAGCCAUUCUCUGAAAGGAACAUUAUCUACGUAUAGCUCUGUAAGGUGCAGUCAGAGACUCAAGAUAUCUGUCAGCUUCAGGAACAUGCCAUCAUCCCUCCUGAAUGACUUCUCAUUGAUCCACUUAUAUGGCACUGUAACAGUGAGCAGGCAGGAGAAUAACCUUCUAUUUCAGAUAUGUGUUAAGUUGAAGACUGUAAAUGCAUGAGGAAAAAAACCAACAACAAUACAGUAACAACCAUAAAGCAACUCUUCAGUUGACCAUGGUGUAUAUUUUCCACCUUCAGUGGUCUACAUAUAGGCAUGGAUACAUAAAAUAUGUUUCAGUCUUAGGGCAUCCUGCUUUUGAUUUCAUAUUUACACACUAAAAAUAAUAUUUUGAGUGUGUUUUUUGUUGCAAAAGGAGACACUGUAAAGAAAAUGUUCAAUAGCUGUAAACUUUUUUCCAGCUGAAGAGCAUUUGUACAAGAAGAUUUCAAUCUGCCCUUCUGCACACAGUUUUUGAAUUCCUUCUUCAGUCUGUUGUCUUCAAAAAUAAACAGCAUUCUUUGAAUUCACUAAAAAAAAAUAAAAUAAUAAAACAGUCAAUCUGUGGGAAAAGGGAGCAGAAAAGCAAAGUUCUGAACACUGACGACUUGAGUAAUCCCAAGAUAAUUCUAAAUUCACUUUGAAGCCAGCGGUGUUUUUUUAACUCUUAAUUCCAACAGGAAGAGGCCAAGGACUCAUCCCAAAGUGUGAUAACCUCUGCUGUUAGAAGACUAUAAAACAUAUCUAUAAUUUCCUGGCAUUGAUCUGUCCAGACAGGUUUAGAUUGAUGCAUGAGAUUUCUUACCGUACUUAAUGUAAUCAUUGUAUCACACUCUUUUCUUGUUAUUUUGCUCCUAAAAUAGUGUCUGAGUUUUAUAAGAGGAAGAUAUUUGCUGGAAGCAGGAAAUCUAAGUUUUCUAGCUUUACAUACAGCAUCUCAGGUGAUUGCAGACAGAUCUCUUGGUUGAUUUCUUGGACAGGCAUACACUCAGGAAAAUACUAUCAACCAGUGAUUGCAGGAAGGUUUGCUGCUCAUUUUAUGGGAUAAAUUUUAACGUAAUCAUGCAAAUCAUGCUGGCAGCUGUAGGAGGUGCACUUUUGUCCAAUACUCGCUGUCCAAAAAUAGUUUAUAUUUCCUAUAGGGUCUACAGUAUUUUUAACAGUGAAUUAAAUCCAAAUGUCAAUAAAGAUCUUUGGAGACCUGUUCCUCU
Coturnix japonica (Japanese quail) is the source of this 6932-nucleotide messenger RNA. Its product is annotated as retinal guanylyl cyclase 2. Gene Ontology annotation, molecular function: ATP binding; adenylate cyclase activity; peptide receptor activity. Gene Ontology annotation, biological process: receptor guanylyl cyclase signaling pathway; intracellular signal transduction; protein phosphorylation. Gene Ontology annotation, cellular component: plasma membrane. Lineage: Eukaryota; Metazoa; Chordata; Aves; Galliformes; Phasianidae. The record is from RefSeq and is a predicted model, not a curated record.